AACAGUUUUUAGUUGACUGUUUGUACUGGUUGUCCAACACCUGGACUAUUACUUUAAGUCACCGCCUGUGGACUGCGGUUAUCAAUUUAUACCACCUUAAGAAAAGUUUUACUGUUUCGCAACUCUUGCGCUUUCAGGCUGUACUGCCACAAUGGAAUAGAGGCUUACUAUCGAUGCAAUCACGCCUCUAACUACAGAGUGGACGUGCAAAGUUCAGGUGGUGGACAAAUUCCGCCCACGAGAAAGCAAAGACUGGGCCGUUCAUUCCAAACAAUAAUUGUAAAAGAUGAAAAGGUAAGUUUACUGCUAUUGUACAUCCGCGAUAACAGCGUCCAACAUCUACACCAAUGUUUUGAGAUAUUUUCUUUUUUAAUUAACUGCCGGAAGAACAAGCCUGCAUAGUUCUGUAUGGUGAUGACAUUAGCAAUUGUCAUAAACUGUUCGAACUUUUCGAUACAUAUCUGAUUUCAACUGCGAAGGUUAGGGAACCCUGAGCUUAAUCAAUACGGGUCAACAAUUAUGAAUGUGUUAUUGAUAGGUUCACUAUUGUCAAGCAUGUUCCAAAUAACGACGACAAAGAGGCAACAUUAACUGCUCCAGCGAGGUUGCAUACAGUUUCUUUUCUGAAUCUCGAAGAACAACAUCCAGGUGUUGAAUUUAGUAUGUUACCUCUUUAGUACAUCAUGUCUUCGCUCCACCAAUUAAAAAAAAAGCUCAGUAAUCAAAUUAAGUGCCGAUAUUUUAACUACAUGUCCACCCUAUCUAUUACAACAUACUUGCUAGCGGUGGUGGCAAUUGAGGUGCAAUGCAAUACACCGCCCACCAAACUAAGAGACUCCAGGAGGUCAUAUUAAUGGACAACAAGUCAUUUCGUUUCUAACAAAAUUUACAGCUGACAAUCAUAUCUGUUCAGGAAGAAACCUUUCUUGUUUAUUGUGUGGGAAGAUCUUGCCAACAACGAAGGGGCUAAGUUGUUAAGACAGUUGCAAAAACACCCCGUUACUCUUGCAAAGUGAAUAGCUAUUACUGAGUACCACAUUGGUAUGAUCAAGCUACUUAUUUUUCCCUGCAAGUGCACCACUCUUUUCCUUUAUUUACUUUCGCCACCCAUCAAUAAUAUUUUCCCUUUAUUUAUCAAUAAAUUCUGCACAGGCACUUUCUUGAUUGUCAACAAGGUACAACUCAACAAUUUUAUUCGAUCCUCUGUACGUGCAGGCAACUACAUUAACAAAUUGGUGCUAGACAAUUUUUCCCCCAACGUGAUACAUCAUGUUUUACAUGUUGUUACUUAUAUGAAAAAUAUAUCCACAAUAUUUACCGUGGCCAUUAAGGGGCAAAGGACAACAAGAAAAUGCUACUGAUAUACACUUUGAAAGCUCAUCGGCCUCACCUUCAUCAUGGAGUCUCGCACCUAUCGACGAUGAAAUAGUACCUAUCUCGGCCAGUGAUUCACCACCUUCUCCGAUUUUCAGAGCAAAACCUUGCAGACUCUUUCGGCAGUUCAGUACUAUAAUGUCAACAGCAGAUUGGUCAAAGUUGCCGAUGGAACUUGUGGGGUUAAUUGCUAGUCGGCUGCAUUUUGCUGAAGACUGCUUGCGAUUUGGUGCAGUUUGUAAGUCAUGGAGAAUAGGUAUACUACAAAAUGGCAAUUCUUUGUGCUCAUUCCUUCCUUGGCUGAUGCUUCCUCAGUGGAAAAAUGAAAGCUUGCGCACAUGUUAUAGUCCUUCCAACUGUAAGAGUUAUGAUAUAUGUUUACCGGAUGUUCUAGAUAAACGUUGUUGGGGUUCUUCUCAUGGUUGGUUAGUCACUUUAGGUGCUAAUUUUGAGAUGCACUUGCUGAAUCCAUUAUCGAGGGCCCAAAUUUCACUCCCGCCAUUGCAUAAAUGCCCUAAUUUGAAUCUAGUUUGUACAGGAAAGAGCUUUCGCGACUCGUUUGUGUACAAAGUUAUCUUGUCUGCUAGUCCGUGCUCAGCAGAUUGUGUAAUAUUUGCUAUUUAUUCUGAUAAUUGGAAAAUGGCAUUUGCAAAGCCAGGUGAUGUUUCUUGGACUCCCUUGAGUUGCAUCCGUGGCCAUGUGGACGAUGCCAUCUGUCAUGACGGAAGGUUUUAUGCUAUCGACACUUUUGGAGAAGUUCUAAUUUGGGACUUUUCGGGCUCUUUCUUGAAGAAAAUAGCUUUCACGCCAUCUCGCGAUAUGGAUAAUUUGGUGUAUGUUACUACAUAUCUUGCCGAGAUAGAGGGCCAAAUACAUGCAAUAAUGAGGCUUUUGUUUGAUACAAGAAUUACAGAUGCCCCUUGCCUAAGCACUUGGUGUUUCAAAAUUUACAAGUUGGACAUCUGCAACGAGAUGUGGGAAGAAGUGAAAUCUUUGGGUGAUUGGUCUAUUUUUGUAGGAAGCAAUCAUUCCUUCUCGAUUUCGUGCUCGGUUUACCCAGAAUGUGAGAGUAAUUGUAUAUACUUCACAGAUGACUUCUCUGGAGCUUAUUACGAUGCAAUGCAUGGCUAUGAUAUGGGUAUUUACAAUGUUCAGAAUGGCAGGGUGAAACCUCUUCUUCAGGAAAAUAAAUCUGACUUUGCAUUCUCACUGCCACUUUGGAUAAUACCAAGUUUAUCUUAAGGAUUUUUCAGUUGAGUGAGACUGUAAUGUACAUCAUGUACCCGAUUUUCUGGUAAACAGAUAUUUGGCCAGUGAUACUGAUAGAUUAGUUCUUGUCCUGCAAAUGCAAUAUGUAUUUUACAGUUUGAGCAAAUGUUUGUUGUGCUCGUAAA
This is a messenger RNA of Lycium barbarum (goji berry), 2768 nucleotides long. Its product is annotated as putative F-box protein At3g25750. Lineage: Eukaryota; Viridiplantae; Streptophyta; Magnoliopsida; Solanales; Solanaceae. The transcript is spliced from 4 exons. The coding region runs from base 1513 to 2616 and encodes 367 amino acids. Gene Ontology annotation, molecular function: protein binding. The record is from RefSeq and is a predicted model, not a curated record.